CUUUACUUUUUCUCUUUUGCGCUUGCUUCAGCCAGCAUUAACUGUCUGUGGCUGAAAUAAAGCACAUAUAACCUAAUUAAAUUAUUGGAUUUUGAUAUUUACCGCUGCAGUUGUGAUAAAAUAGUUUAUUGAUUGAAAAUUCAAUAGUUUUUAUCUACACCAUACCAGAAAUCACGAUUUUAUUCAAAUUAUUUACGACAAUGGUGCAGAAGGGACCUCGUCCUUUAGUAUUGUGUGGACCUUCGGGGUCUGGGAAAAGUACAUUACUAAAGCGCCUCCUAAAAGAAUUUCCUGAUAAAUUUGGAUUUAGUGUGUCUCAUACAACGAGAGGCCCCCGGUCUGGCGAAAAAGAUGGUGUUCACUAUCAUUUCACAACAAAAGAGGAAAUGAUGGCUUCUAUCGCAAGAGGAGAAUUCUUAGAGAGUGCAACAUUCAGUGGGAAUAUGUAUGGUACUAGUAAACGAGCUGUUGAAGAGGUUCGUCGUACUGGUAAGGUCUGUGUCUUGGAUAUUGAUAUAGAAGGUGUCAAACAAGUGAAAAACACAGAUUUGAAUCCAUUACUUGUAUUUGUGAUGCCUCCUUCUAUUGAUGAAUUAGAGAGGCGUUUACGAGCCCGCAACACUGAACAUGAAGAAGCUUUGAGGAAAAGAUUGGAUACAGCUAUAAGAGAAAUUGAAUUUGGUCAACAGCCUGGAAAUUUCCAUAUUAUUAUACUUAAUGACACAGUGGAUAAAGCAUAUGCAGAACUUCGAGAAUUUAUUACACAGAAUGUCGAAGAUAAAGAUCAAGACACAGUGGCUGAUGAAAACAACUCGAUUGAAAAGUGAAAAACUUGCAUGAAGGAGCAUGAUUUUGGCAGCUAGAGAAUUUUUCGAGCAACAAUUGCACUCGUUUUUAACGUUACUCUAUAAUGAAUGUUAAGUGUUUAGUAACGAUGUAAUUUAUGUAUUGCCCCAAAAUAUAUAACAACAAAAGAUUUUAAAUAAAUAAUAAUGCAAACUACCUCCUAAAAUGUGUAGUAGUCAGUAUUUUAAAUGUAAAUGUUAGAAAAUAUAAGAAUGCUUUAAAUAAUAAUAGUUCUUUUUGCGAGCAUUAAUUCUUGUUAUAUGUAUAUUUUGGUGCAUGUUUAGUAUUUUUAUUCUAAUGUAAUUAAUAAGCAAGUGUUUAAGCUUCUAAAGUCUUAAACACCAUAAUGUUGCCAUAAAUUUUAAAUGGCAGAUCUACUUUAAAUCUAACGCGCGCAAAUUGUGAUUACCUUUAAAUUUUAUCCGGUACUACGGUAAAACCGAGGUUUCUGGUGUGUACUGAAACAAAAAAUGUUUGUUGGCCUUGAAUAAAACGAUCAUUAACUGAAUAAAAUGCAUAAUCGUAGAAUUAUUAUUUGUUAGAAUAUUAAAUACAAUUUUAGUUUAAAUAUUAAUACCUAUGAAAUCAAUGUAUGAAAAUAAACUUCGUCACAUAAAAAAGCGCUACUAAUUUUUAAAUGUUAGACAAAGAAUUGCAUUGUUAUUAACCUAUAGAUAGGAGUGGUAGAAUCAGUAGUAUUUAUAAUAGCUAUUAUUAUAUAAUCAUAAUUAUUGUGAUUUGUUGGGAAUAUUAUUUAUGUAGGCGUUGAAAAUAAUUACGUUAUGAAAUCCUUCCCAUAAACAAAAAUUUCAAGAAUUCUUGUAAUUUUGUGCAAUUUUAUGGGUUCUUAUUAUUAUUAGGUACUUAAGAUUUCUUUAAGUCAAAUUGUAAUGAUUUAGAUUGAUUAGCAUCCUAAUUGCAUGUACAAUUUUACUCGAAAUUAUUAAUUAAAAAAAAAGCACCAUUCGAAAUACAGUAAUAAAUAUGUUAUUAAACACAAAAAUCAGCGUACCUAAUUAGGAUUCUUAUUGGGAAAAAUAUCUUAAUAUAUAGUAGAAUUUAGAAAUUAUUAUGCUUGAAAUUGUGAAAAACAGAAAAUAGUAAUUUUUGUUAGUGUAUAACUUUGAAGAACUAUAAAAACACUACAAAACCGUAUGUAAUAUAGUGCCAAAUUAAAAAACUUAAAGUUCUAAGUAUAAAGUUAUCAUUAAUGGUUUUGUCUAAAAUGUGGUGAGAAAAGUUAACAAAAAAAGAAAUGAAAGCUGUAAUACUUUCAAAUUAGUUACCUUGAAAAAAUUUAAACGAUAUACUAAAUAAAACAGUUUUAUUAGAUAUUGAUGAACAAUUAAUUAAGUAUUUAUAAUUUUUCAAUAUGUCCAUAUAUAAUUUAUUCAAGCGAUUACUAUAUGGUAUUGAGAGAAUGAUACAUUUAAAGACUUUUAUUCAUAUACACAAUAAUUCAGAAUCUCUUUUAUCUGACUUUUUGAUAAAUAUUUUUAAUAUAAAAAGCAAUGUAUUCUAACCUCUAAAAUUAUUGAAAGUGACAUGGACUAAUAGAUGACGGUUUAUGGCCUUGGAUGCCAUAUCUUACCUAGCUUGAAACAGUAAUGCAUGUGCUAUGUUUCUGCAAGAGUUAAAUCUAUAUGCAUAGGUAUAUUUUGUAAAGCUGGAAGCUUCUUUGGAUGUUUCCUAAACUAUACAAUGAUAUAUUUUACUAACCCAAAUUCAAUAGUUUAUUCUUGUAAUUUGAAAGUGCAUGCGAUAUUGCUUUGAAAUUGGAAACGUUUUUACCGUAUCCACUUAUAUUGCUAAUUAUUACUACGUAUAUUAAUAAAAGAUUAUAUAAUAAAAAUAAACCUAUGAAAUAUUGUUUUAAAAUAGAUCACCAUCUAUUUAAUCAUAUUCUCUUUUCUGUUAUAUAUCUCAUCCGUCUAUAUUGAAUAACAUUUUAUCUACCCAAUGAAUUUACCAAAUCGAAUUGUAUAGACACAACUUAUGUGUUAAAUAGUGUAGAUAAACAUAUUAUCAAUAUCUCAAUAGUAUUUGUAUUAAUUAUAUAAACACAGCUAUUUAUUUUCUAAGUUAAUAAUCUAAAUAAUUGUUACAUAGAUCAUUAUGUUAAGGCAUUUAUGAUGUUUGUCGGUAAUAUGGAUUUAAAAACAUGUUUAGACUGUCAUAAACCACUCAUAAAUAGAAUGAUUCCUCGCAUCAUGUUUGUUUGGCAAUUAUAUAUUUAUACAUGAAUCACUUCUGCUUUUUUGCCAUAACAAUAUACCUAAAAUCCUGUACAUGCAAUUGUAUGAUACUAAAUUUAGUGUUAGUUAAGUGCUUUAUUUCCAUUAUCUUUCAGUAUCAUAAUAUAUUAUAUAGUACUCAUAAUAUAUAUAAAGGACUAGUAGUCAGUACAAAUGCAAUAAAAGGUAAUGAUCAUUAUGUUCUAUGAUCUGAAUACCUAGUAUUUAAUGUAUAUUUUGAAUGCUCGGUUAUGAAUAUCUGAGUCCCUAGUAAAUUUACACAGAUUUACAUUUAUGUUUAUAGUACAGAUGGAUUUUAUUAAUAGUUGAUAUAUUUUAAUUUUUAGUUUUUCGAGGGCUGUAAGAAGAAAAUACAGAGAAACUAAUCAUCAUGAGGUAAUAUUGAGAUUAACAGUCUAUGUAUUUUAAUGGGGCUUAAUUUUUAACAACUAAAUCAUCUCCAUUUCGACAUCUUAAUUUUAAAUCAUUCCAUAUAAAUAGUUUUGAUGCAAUAUUUUUAACUACUUUUGUGAUUUUUUUUUUUUUUUUUUAAUAAAGUGUAGUUACUCAAAUAAACAUUCUGUACUCAAUGAAGUAGUAGUAGAGAUUUAUGUAUGUAAUAAAAAUGUUGAAACAAAGAAUAAAUUUAUUGAAAUGUCAGCUUA
This is a messenger RNA of Galleria mellonella (greater wax moth), 3745 nucleotides long. Its product is annotated as guanylate kinase. Gene Ontology annotation, molecular function: GMP kinase activity. The transcript has 5 exons. The coding region runs from base 201 to 827 and encodes 208 amino acids. The record is from RefSeq and is a predicted model, not a curated record. NCBI's taxonomy places the organism in Eukaryota, Metazoa, Arthropoda, Insecta, Lepidoptera, Pyralidae. Gene Ontology annotation, biological process: purine nucleotide metabolic process. Gene Ontology annotation, cellular component: cytosol.